UUUACUUAUAUUGCUCGAGUUGGCUAUAAAAGGCGCCAUGUGCACACUAGAAAUCAUAGUCUUUCAAUAAGUCCCGAACAAAAUGGAUUUCGAAACGAUUUGCGAAAAGUCCAAGGCCUUCAGCAGCAAGCCCCCACCAGAGGUCUACCUGGAGUUCUACGGACUCUACAAGCAGGUCCAUAGCGGCGAUGUGAACAUCGAGAAGCCCGCCGACGCCGAGGGUGCUGCCAAAUACAACGCCUGGCUGAGCCGCAAGGGCAUGUCCACAGAUGACGCUAAGGCCGCCUACAUUGCUCUCUACAAUAAGUACGCUCCCAUCUACACAUAAGUUCAGUUAAUACUUUGUUAAUUGCAUUGGCAAUAAAUGACAAUAAAUACGAAGUGACCUCAGUAA
Drosophila hydei is the source of this 394-nucleotide messenger RNA. RefSeq names its product acyl-CoA-binding protein (gene Acbp5). Gene Ontology annotation, molecular function: long-chain fatty acyl-CoA binding. NCBI's taxonomy places the organism in Eukaryota, Metazoa, Arthropoda, Insecta, Diptera, Drosophilidae. The record is from RefSeq and is a predicted model, not a curated record. The coding region runs from base 83 to 328 and encodes 81 amino acids. The transcript has 2 exons. Gene Ontology annotation, biological process: fatty acid metabolic process.